UAAAGUUAAAAAUUUGAUGAGCGGAUGAAUUUUGGGAUGAAGGUUAAGACCUGAGAAAAACUUAAAAAGAAAAGUUCUUAAAGAGAAAUUUACGUAUAAACUGUUAAUUAAAUAACGAAUUAAACAAUUAUAUUUAAGAAAAUGAGACUUUAUAAAGUGUUAAUUAUAAUUAACGUAUGUUUGAUGUACUUGAAUCACGUUAUUUAGAUAUUGAAGAUCUUUGAAUUGGACGAGGGUUAAGCACAAGACACAAGCUGUAUGUGCAUUACAACGAAACAAAUGAGAGAUAGAUUCAGGAUUUGAAAAUAUCACAAAAUCUUCACUUCAUGUAAGCAACAGAAAAUAAUGUCAACUUCUAGUAGUCUAAGUGUACCAGAGUUAAUGCUUCCUCCACCACAGCAGCCUCAAAUCAUUAAAGAAGGAUGGUUACAGAAAAGAGGUGAACACAUCAAAAAUUGGAGACCACGUUACUUUGUCUUAUUGGAUGAUGGGUCACUUAUUGGAUUUAAGAGCAAACCUGAACAUGGAUUUGCUGAUCCAUUAAAUAAUUUCACUGUUAGAGGCUGUCAACUAAUGAAGUCUGAUAGGCCAAAACCAUUUACUUUCAUGAUCAGAGGACUACAAUGGACCACGGUUAUAGAACGCACCUUCCAUGUUGAAUAUUAACAAGAAAGAGAUGAAUGGAUGCAGUCUAUUCAGUUUGUUGCUGAUAGAUUACAAGAUCAGGAUCAAGAUGUAGAGAUGUUAGAUCAAAGAAGAGAAGAUGAAUUUCGUGAUAGAUUUAAUAUUUCCACGCAUACAUAUUCAUCUAGAGGGAAAAAAAUUACUCUUGAUAAUUUUGAAUUUCUGAAAGUGCUUGGCAAAGGUACAUUUGGUAAAGUGAUUCUGUGCAGAGAGAAAGCUACCGGUCAAUUAUAUGCAAUAAAAGUUCUUAAAAAAGAAGUCAUAAUUGCAAAAGAUGAGGUUGCCCAUACUUUGACAGAGAACAGGGUUUUAAGAAACACUAAACAUCCUUUUCUUAUAUCUUUGAAGUAUUCAUUCCAGACUGCAGAUAGGCUAUGUUUUGUUAUGGAAUAUGUCAAUGGUGGAGAAUUAUUUUUUCAUCUGUCUCGAGAAAGAAUAUUCAGUGAAGAAAGAACAAAGUUUUAUGGAGGAGAAAUUCUUUUAGCAUUAGAUUAUCUUCAUACUCAAGGAAUCAUCUACAGAGAUCUAAAGUUAGAAAAUUUAUUACUAGACAAAGAUGGCCAUAUCAAGAUAGCUGAUUUUGGAUUAUGUAAAGAAGACAUCAGUUAUGGUGCCACCACAAAAACAUUUUGUGGAACACCAGAAUAUUUAGCACCAGAAGUUUUAGAAGAUACUGAUUAUGGUUUAGCUGUUGAUUGGUGGGGACUUGGAGUUGUUAUGUAUGAAAUGAUGUGUGGAAGACUACCAUUCUAUAAUCGAGAUCAUGAUAUAUUAUUUGAGUUGAUUCUUGUGGAAGAAGUCAAAUUUCCAAAAUCUCUUACUCCUGAUGCCAAAAAUCUUCUUAGUGGUUUACUAAUUAAAGACCCCAAGAAAAGGCUUGGUGGAGGUCCUGAUGAUGCAAAAGAGAUUAUGAUUCAUUCAUUUUUCAGAGGAAUGAAUUGGCAAGAUCUUUUAGAGAAAAAAGUAACACCACCAUUCAAACCACAAGUGACCAGUGAUACAGAUACAAGAUACUUUGAUCAAGAAUUUACAGGAGAGUCUGUAGAACUUACACCACCAGAUCAUGGACCUUUAAAUUCGAUAACCGAGGAGCUGGAACAACCAUAUUUCCAACAGUUUUCUUUUCAUGGCAGCUCCAGUGCUCUAGGGCGGAGUGUAGAUCAUUGCUGAGAUUUUGAGCCUUUUAGUCAGAGUCUAUGUAAUUUCAAAAUGGCAGCAAAAUGGCUAAUCACCCGAUAUCACUGAUUCUUACUGAAUCAAAAGAAAGCCAAAUUAGCUUGUCAUUUUCUUGUAGCCAAAUUGUACAGUGUUAAUACAGCACAAAGAAGAGGUGAGACUUUGUGCUGUUUUAUGUUUGAAAUCCUUUAAAGAUAUAGUACCAACAUAAUUUGGAAAGUUCCAAUGUACAACUCCAUGCUAGUCUCAAUGUUUGACAAAUACUAGUUUGACCACUCAUAACAAGCAAGCCUUCCAAAUAUUUGAAAAGAAUUUUUGUCAAUUAUCUCCUCUUGCUUGUGCAUAUUUUUGUACAUGAAACUGUAAAUACAAAUGUGCAUAUAAUCCAUAUCCUUCACACUAACACAGUCUCUGAUCGGAAAGAAUUGCACAAUAUACUUCGUUGUUUCGUAAUUGACCAGACUAUCAGAUUAAAAAACAAAAAUUAAAAGUUUGAGUAUCUGUUAAAGUUUUUUUUUUAAUUUUAUAGUUUUAAUUUCAGCAUUUUUACUUAAAAAUUUACUUAAAAUCUUUGUGUAAUUUUACCAUCAAACAGAGUGUUAAACAUUUGAAUGGUGGUUUAUUUUAAAUAAUUAUUAAAAUAAUAGAAAAUACAUUAAUAUAACAAAAAUAUAUAUAUAUAUAUAAAAAUAUAUAUUUUCAUUUUCCUAUUAAUUAAUUACUAGAUAAGUAAAUGUAUAUCUCAAGGCCAAAUUCUUUUUAACGUUAGAUCUACUUGCCGUCACUUCAAGAAGCACAGUUUACAGUUGUUUCUUUUUAAUUAAAAAUUUUUUUUUAACAAAAUUAACAUAAAUUUAUUACUUUUGAAAAUUCUCUAUUUAAAUUUUAUAUAAUUAUUAUUAAUAAAUUCUAUAUUUGUAUAAAAAUUGUUAAUUUCUUCUUCCUAAAUCAUUAACAUUUAUUCCUUGUGGUUUAACUUUUUAAACAAGAUCACUGCCUAUAUGUGUGAUUUAUAUUAUUGUUAUUUAAAACUCAUAACUUAGGUUAAUUAUGGCACGUGUAUAAAAUUUACAUCUUUUGAAUGUGUUUUGUUGAAUUCGAUCGGAAUUUGUGAAGAUGAAUGUUUGCCAUACUAAACUAGAAUGAAAGAUUUAUCAUUCUUUAAUUUUGAAUUAGUAUAUAUAUACAUAUCUGUAUAUUUUUCGUUUUCUUUUUUUUUCAAUAAGUUAAUUGAUAUUCUAUUAAAAUUAUGGGAAUAAAUUUACUAAUUUACUUUAUUUAAUGUAAAGUAGAGAAUCGCACCUAAAUGCAAAAUUUCCAGCAAAGAAACACUUAACUUCAAUGUUGGAAUGUUUUGAGCCACUAUUUUAUCGGCCCUCUUCGGGAAAUGUAAAACGAAAAAACUUUUAUAAAUAGAACGUAGCUGCCUUCUAAUUUUAAAAGUUGUUGUUUAUUAUUUUUUUCUCUUCAAACUUGCUGUUAUUAAUUUAAAUGGGAACGAAUAUCUUGCAGUGUUCGAUUUUGUUUCCAUUUAUUCAUUUAGAACAGGCAUGGCCAACAUACGGCCCGUCUAAUGAAUUUAUGCAGCCCACGAUUAAUCUUUCAAUAUUAGCUACUGAAGUCCGAAUAGCUCGAUGAAAAAUUCUGACGCCUAAAAACAAAAAGUGAACAACUCACUACAAAUCUCUAAGUACAGUGUAGAACGUUGAUAAUGCAUAAUAAUGUGAAAAAUGUAUCUGUAAUCUCUAUGUACAAUUUAGUCUCUACGGGGGACACCACAAUUAGAUCUCACACCACCUCAAAAGCUUCCCUAGGAAGAUUUUGGUUUGGCCCGUGAAAAAAGUUAUCUUUCCAAUUUGGCCAGGGGGCAAAAACUGUUGACCCUCCCUUGUUUUUGCACAUGAAGAGAUUUUUUUCUAAGCACUACUCCUGAUGCUCAAUUG
This is a messenger RNA of Centruroides sculpturatus (bark scorpion), 3803 nucleotides long. RefSeq names its product RAC serine/threonine-protein kinase-like (gene Akt). NCBI's taxonomy places the organism in Eukaryota, Metazoa, Arthropoda, Arachnida, Scorpiones, Buthidae. Gene Ontology annotation, molecular function: ATP binding; protein serine/threonine kinase activity. The transcript has 13 exons. The record is from RefSeq and is a predicted model, not a curated record. Gene Ontology annotation, biological process: protein phosphorylation.